Aedes albopictus (Asian tiger mosquito) is the source of this 5127-nucleotide messenger RNA. RefSeq lists its product as uncharacterized. Bases 1 to 5127 code for a protein of 1708 amino acids. Gene Ontology annotation, molecular function: zinc ion binding; nucleic acid binding. The transcript has 2 exons. Lineage: Eukaryota; Metazoa; Arthropoda; Insecta; Diptera; Culicidae. The record is from RefSeq and is a predicted model, not a curated record.
AUGGCCGAUGAAAAGCGCUUGAAGGCCAAGGAGGCGAAACGGCGGAAUGCAAUCGACGUCUUCAAACGAAUGGACCUGUUCCUCGCCGGCUACGUCCCAGAGCAACAUCAACGUGAGGUUGCCCCCCGCUUGGAUCGUUUGGAGAAAGUAUGGGAGAUAUUUGAGAUUGUGCAGGAUGAAUGUGAAGAGCUGGAUGAUGCGGAGGAAUCUGUGAAGACAAACCUCGAGCUACGUGGUCAAGUAGAAGCGCUAUACUUUCGUGUGAAGGCAGGUCUCAUAGCGAAAAUGCCAGCUAAACCGCCUGCUCCAGCAAAUCCCGGACCUUCGUCAGCGCCAGUCGCUCCGUCGCCUCUGGCCAACGUUAAGCUACCCACCAUAUCACUCCCCGAGUUUGAUGGCUAUUUUAAUACCUGGUUGACCUUCCACGACACCUUUCUAUCGAUGAUUCAUUCAUCGACAGAAAUUUCCCAGGUGCAGAAAUUUCAUUAUCUGCGAGCCGCUUUGAAGGGUGAAGCGGCCAACGCAAUCCAGUCGAUCACGAUAACGGCCAACAAUUACGCGGUCGCUUGGGACACACUGGUCAACCGGUACUCCAACAAGGCCAUCCUUCGGAAAAAGCACAUUCGUGCCCUCCUCAAGUACCCCAAAAUCCCGCACAACAAUGUGGAUGCCCUUCACAAGGUCGUCGACGAGUUUCAGCGCCACACAAAAGUUCUGGAGCAGCUUGGUGAGCCAGUGGCGCAGUUUAGCUCCAUUUUAAUCGAGUUGCUGGAGGAUAAGCUAGACGAUGCUUCGUUGACGGCUUGGGAGGAAUCGAUCGCCAUUGAACCUCAUCCUACUUAUGACAAGAUGGUCGAAUUCCUGCAGAAACGAGCACGCAUUCUGGAGACGAUUGCCAUCAAUCGCCCGCAACAUUCCAGUUCCAAACCUGCAAACGUUCCCGCGACGAAGAAAGCAAAUCAGCCUCGGAUUAGUACCAUCGCGGCGGCUGAAAUCCCGUCGAAGUCGUUCCCGAUCUGUCCAGCCUGUGACAAACAGAAGCACUCGAUCUUUGACUGCUCUGUCUUCAACGGUCUGGAUACGAAAGGCCGCCUAAGGGUGGUCUCUGAUAAGAAGCUCUGCAGCAACUGCUUCCGUAGCGACCAUUUUGCCCGCAACUGUCGUUCCAAAUUCAAUUGCAAGCAUUGUUCGAAGCGGCAUCAUUCCAUGAUCCACCCCGGACCGUUCGAUGCUACCUCCGAAAGCAAUACACCGCCCAGUCAGGCUGUACCGUCUACCAGCACCUCUAGUGUUACCACGGCAGUGGUAGCAGCACCUACUCCGCAGAUUGUAUCCACGGUGAAGUCCUCCAACGCCAACGUUCUCCUUACGACCGUUGUAUUGAUUGUCGUCGACGUCUACGGUCAAGAGCACAUUGCUCGCGCUAUGUUGGACACCGGUUCUCAGCCCAACGCAAUCAGUGAGCGGCUGUGUCAGCAGUUGCACCUCCCCCGCAAGGUUGUUAACGUGCCGAUUGCCGGAGUUGACAGCAUCGUCACCAAUGCGAAACACGAAGUACGUGUAGAAAUUCGAUCUCGUGUGGCCAACUUCAACGAAUCACUGGACUUCCUGGUUCUGCGAAAGGUGACCCAUGACUCGCCAUCUGUUUCGUUCUCCACCGCUCAGUGGACACUUCCCGAAGGUCUAGCCCUGGCUGAUCCCGACUUCCACACUUCUCGAAGAGUGGAUAUGAUCAUCGGCGCAGCCCACUUUUAUUCAUUCCUGCGCGAUGGACGAUUCCGCCUACAAAGCCCUGGCCCAUUACUAGUCGAAACGGUAUUCGGCUGGAUAGUGUCCGGAAGGUUUGAGGAAAUCGGUGGUACGACUUCGCGACCCACAGUUACGUGUCAUACGGCGACCGUGGCUUCCCUAGGCGAGCAGCUAGAGCGUUUUUGGCAAGUGGAAGAACUUCACGGUUCGAACUACUCCAUCGACGAGCAAAGGUGCGAAGAUUACUAUCGCGCGACCGUCUCCCGUGACUCAACUGGCCGAUACGUAGUUCGUAUGCCAAAGCACCCCAACCACGAAGAGCUGAUUGGAGCAUCGAAGCCGGUCGCAUUACGCCGUUUCAAGCUGUUGGAACGGAGACUCUCCAAGGACGACAAUCUGAAGACCCAGUACCACGAUUUCAUCAGGGAGUACAUUUCGCUUGGGCACAUGAUACCGGUUCCACUGAACGAGGAAGACGAUCCGAAGGCUUGCUACCUCCCACAUCACCCCGUCCUGAAGGAGUCAAGCUCCACGACGAAAGUUAGAGUCGUCUUUGAUGGAUCUGCGAAGACGAGCUCUGGGCAUUCUCUGAACGAUUCUUUGUUAGUCGGACCUGUCGUCCAAGACGAUCUGUUCAGUCUCGUUCUCCGAUUUCGGAAAUUUCCGAUCGCUUUGGUGGCUGACAUCGAGAAGAUGUACCGCCAGAUUACAAUGCACGAGCACGACCGUCCGUUGCAAAGAAUUCUGUGGCAGUUUGACGAGUCCCAGCCGCUUCAGGCAUUCGAAUUGAGCACCGUAACUUACGGUCUGGCCCCGUCUUCGUUCCUCGCUACGCGAACUCUUCUGCAGCUAGUUGAGGAUGAAGGAACCCCGUUCCCGAAAGCAAGCAAAGCAAUAACGAAAAACACCUACGUAGACGAUUUCCUCGGUGGAGCCGACAGCAUCGUUGACGCCAUCCAGCUUCGCGAGGAACUUGAUGAACUGCUCCAAAAGGGUGGAUUCCGUCUUCGUAAAUGGUGUUCGAAUUCACUUCCUGUCCUAGCCGGACUUCCUCCAGAACUUCUAGGAACGCAGUCAUCACUGAGGUUCGAUCCUGGCGAAAUCACCAAGACCUUGGGAAUUCGUUGGGAUCUCGAGGCGGAUGUCUUUCGUUUCGAUGUUUCAAUCACCGUAAAUAGCCAGCCGGCUACGAAGCGCAACAUCCUGUCCGCCAUUGCGCAGUUGUACGACCCCCUCGGACUCAUCGCCCCCGUUAUUGUACAGGCCAAAAUACUGAUGCAACAUCUGUGGCUUUUGGCAUUGGAUUGGGAUGACGAAGUAUCGCCUGAUCUGCAACGGAAAUGGCGUCAAUUCUGCGAUCAACUUCCCAGCCUCUCCAACUUCUGCAUCGGUAGGUUUGCGUUCGCUCCUGACUACUGCUGUGCGGAGCUGCACUGUUUUGCCGACGCUUCUGAAGUAGGCUAUGGAGCAUGUAUAUACAUCCGCUCCGAAGAUCCCCAAGGAUGUGUCCAGGUGAGUUUGCUCGCUUCCAAAUCAAAGGUUGCCCCCAUAAAGCCGCUGAGUAUCCCACGCCUGGAGCUUUGUGCCGCUCUUCUCGCCUCCCGUCUACACGAAAAAGUUAUCGCCGCAUUCGACAUGGAAUUCUCUAGAAGCUAUUUCUGGUCUGAUUCCACCAUUGUUAUCCAGUGGCUGAAAGCUCCUCCACGGACGUGGCAGACGUUUGUGGCAAAUCGUGUCGCUGAAAUUCAGACCCUUUCCCACGGUUCUCAUUGGCAGCACAUUUCCGGCAACGAAAACCCCGCGGAUAUGAUCUCGCGAGGAAUGUCCGCAAAUGAUUUGGUCAGCAGUGAUCUUUGGAAGCGUGGCCCCACUUGGUUGCGAGAAGAUAAAUCGAAAUGGCCUGCUCAACCUGCUCUGGAGAGCAAGUUCACCAUAGAAGCGCUGGAGGCGAAGAAUCCUUCAAUUUUGACCACUCAAUUAGUUUCGCCGAACUCGUUGUUCGAGAGAUUUUCGUCAUUUCAAACCCUCCUUUCCGCUGUUGGAUACUGUUUCCGUUUCUACAACAAUGCCCGUAACCUGAAGCCGAAAGUUUCCAGCACAGUCCUCUCUGUCAUCGAAUUGCAGAAUGCCAAAUUAGCCCUCGUAAAGCUUGUGCAAAGUGAGACGUUUCCCGAAGACUUGCAACGGUUGAAGAAAGGACAGAUGGUGUCUAGCAAAUCCUCACUCCGUCUGCUAAGCCCGUUCAUCGACGCAGACGGCGUGAUCCGCGUUGGUGGCCGGUUACGGCUGUCCGACGAACCCUACAGUGUGAAACACCAAAUCGUCAUUCCUGGUUUCCACCCCUUCACGCAGCUGCUAUUGAAGCAUCACCACCGCAAACUCGUUCAUGGAGGCAUUUCGAUGACCUUGUCGGUCGUCCGCGACGAAUUCUGGCCACUAAAUGGCCGAAAGGCAGUUCGCAGUGCCAUUCGAAAGUGCUACCAGUGCAGCAGAGCAAAUCCUCAGCCCAUCCAGCAACCGAUUGGUCAAUUACCGAUCGCCCGAGUGACCGCUAAUGAGGCGUUCACAUGCACCGGUGUAGAUUAUUGCGGACCUAUUUUCCUGAAGCCAACACACCGAAAAGCCGCUGCGCGCAAAUCUUACAUAUGCGUGUUCGUCUGUUUGAGCACGAAGGCGGUCCACUUGAAGCUCGCAAGUGACCUGAGCACAGCCGCGUUUCUGAUGGCGCUCGAUCGUUUCGUUUGGAGGAGGAAUAAGCCGCUACACCUAUAUUCGGAUAACGGAACAAAUUUCAUCGGGGCUAAGAACGAAUUACACGCCCUCUACAAUAUGCUCCAGCUAGGCGCUGACAAUGAUAAGAUCGCCAAACACCUCGCCGAAGACAAUAUUCAAUGGCACUUGAUACCACCCCGUGCUCCCAACUUUGGUGGCCUAUGGGAGGCCGCCGUGAAGUUGCCAAAGCGCACCUUUGACCCGAACGACUUUGGCACUUUAACCCCAGCGCACUUCUUGGUGAAGAACAUGAUCCGUCCUCUUCCCGAAGCCGACGUCCGCAGCGUACCGUUUAACCGCCUUAGCCAAUACCAAACCCUCCAGAAGCACGCCCAGCUUUUUUGGCACCGGUGGCGCAAUGAAUAUCUGAAGGAACUGAACCUACAGUACCGGAUGAACCCGAAGCAGUACCAGCUCAACGUCGGCGAUCUCGUCAUCUUAAAGGAUGAGUGCCAUCCUCCUGCUCGCUGGCCGUUGGCCCGCAUCGUCGAACUUCAUCCUGGACCCGACGGAGUGACCAGAGUUGUCAGUCUUCGUACGCCAUCUGGAAUCCUGAAGAGGGCUGUCUGCAAAAUCUGCCCCAUCGAAUGUGCAACAGAAGCGUGA